This is a messenger RNA of Neurospora hispaniola, 1894 nucleotides long. Its product is annotated as 5'-AMP-activated protein kinase beta subunit, interation domain-containing protein. Bases 271 to 1716 code for a protein of 481 amino acids. Lineage: Eukaryota; Fungi; Ascomycota; Sordariomycetes; Sordariales; Sordariaceae. Gene Ontology annotation, biological process: signal transduction. Gene Ontology annotation, molecular function: protein kinase binding. Gene Ontology annotation, cellular component: cytoplasm; nucleotide-activated protein kinase complex; nucleus. The record is from RefSeq and is a predicted model, not a curated record. The transcript has 3 exons.
CCCGAAAACCACAACCACAGCCACGACCAGCGCUGGCGUAGCAUGCAAAGCCCCUCGACUGUCGAACCACCUUCUAUCCGAACUCGGCCAAUUACCCCGGAGAGUGGAAGAUGAAUUGAUUGCACCCGGUGGACGCAUUGUUGAACAGGUGUAGCAGUAACAACAGCAGACCGCGGUAGCAGCGAAGCACCUGUGACGACCCCGUUCGACCGACCCGACCACCACGGCGACCCCAUCCCGUCAUCAGCGCCAGCGAUCGAGCUAGGGAAAAUGGGGAACAACCCCUCCACCUCCAGAGACUCCAAGACCCCGAAUCCGCAAUCCUCCUCCUCCUUCUCUCAAUCGCAGUCUCAGCACCAGUCGCUGGCUUCCAUCCAAAAUGACUCUGCCAGAGCAGUGAAGCGCGAUACCAAGCACCCUAUACCGGUCCCAAAUCAGCGAGUCGCUGCCCCUCCUGAGCCCUCCUUGACCCAGGCCCAGGGCACCGCCGUCCAGCCGCCCUCAACCACCGCUCGUCCCAAGUCGCUGCACUCGCGAAUGCCACCUUCUCAGAGCGGCUCGCCGGGCUCGUCGGUGCCUACCAGCUCUGCCACCCCUACCAAACCUGUCGAAGUAAGACAGCCGAGACCCGAAGACAGCCAUGAGCCCGCGAAACCUGUAGCCGUGCCCGCACCCUGCCACGCCUCGUCGUGCUCACCUAGGUCGCCGGUGCGAUCACCGCUAUCAGAGAGAUCGGAUGCCUUUGAGACUGCGGCUAUGCAGCUGAGCAGUCUGCAAGAUGUCUCGUACCUGACCAGGCCGCCGCGACUACCUCUGCCGAUUGAGGAAGAGGUCCACACACCCGGAUCGCCUAUCAUUGCCCCGACCGACAUUGGGGUCCCACUCGAGGAUGCCGACACUUUCACCGCGCUCACCAGACGCUCUUCCAACUUGAGUAACAGCUCAACUCUGGACGAAGAAGACACGGAGGAGCUACGGGUGGACAAGACUAGACCGACUGUCCCCACCAGGCUCGAAUGGCUCCGUGGCGGCGAGAAGGUUUACGUGACAGGCACUAUUUUCCAGUGGAACAGGAAGACACGAUUACACCCGGUUGAGGGCCGACCGGGUGUAUUCGCUGCUACCAUCAAUAUCCUGCCGGGCACACAUCACGUUCGCUUUCUGGUUGACGGGCAGAUGCAGACCUCGCCAGACUUGCCGACCACGGUAGACUUUGGCAACAACCUGGUCAACUACAUCGAGGUCAGCCCUGAUGAUGUGGGGCGCACCGCUGCCCAGGCAGCUGCUGCAAGCGCCGCCAAGGAUUCCCAGCAACCUACGGAGCCCAAAACCUCCGCGUCCGAGACGGAGGAAAGCAAGGCACCUAGGGACCGACCUGUCCCUCCGGCGGAGCUGUUCGAGAACAAGAUCCCGCAAUAUCUACUCGACUUCGAUGCACCCGAGGAAAGUCCACCUUACCUAAGCGCUGUCAACGCCAUCGAGAAACUCCCAACGCCGCCUGCGCUUCCUGGCUUCCUCGGCAAGCCCAUCCUCAACGCGGCCACCUUGAUUAAGGAUGACAACAGCGUUCUGAACAUGCCCAACCAUACCGUUCUUAACCAUCUAGCUACUAGCAGUAUUAAGAAUAAUAUUCUGGCUGUGUCGGCCACGACGAGAUAUAAGAACAAGUAUGUGACGACAAUCAUGUACAAGCCAACAACGACAGAGGGCAUCUGAGUUUGGAAUGCUAGUAGUCAGAGCUGGGUACCAGUUGGCUGGUGGCUACCACACUAGACGAACAGCGCAAGUCAUGAGUAGAAUAGCGGUGCAUUAUGAACCGCCCAGUAUGACCUAUUCUAGAUAUGUCUACAAGUAAUGUCUAUAAGACGCUGUAGCGAUGACGAGGACACUUUAU